UUGUUACUUUUUUGCUGAUAUCUGCAGGAGUUGUUUCCUGUAUUAUCGGAUUUUGCUCUGCAGGAGCUUGGAGUUUCAAGUUUUCUGGUUUUGGAGUAGAAGGAUCCUAACCCACCAGUAUGGUUGUGCAGCUGUAUCUGGACUUGCUGUCCCAGCCUUGCCGUUCUGUCUUUAUAUUUGCCAAAAUCAACAACAUCCCUUUCAAGCUGGAGUUUAUGAACCUUUGCAACGGAGACCAGUUUACUGAAGAAUAUGCGAAGGUGAACCUUCUAAGGAAAGUCCCAGCACUAAAAGAUGAAGAUUUUACCUUGGCUGAGAGUGUUGCAAUCCUCCUGUACCUGUCUCGAAAGUACAACACUCCCGAUCAUUGGUACCCAUCAGAUCUGCAGAAACGGGCACGAGUUGAUGAAUAUUUGUCAUGGCAGCACACCUCUGUCCGUCCCAAUGCAGGAGUCCUGCUCUGGAUGAAGGUUAUGAUUCCUAAGAAUUUUAAUAUAUCCUGCCCUGCAGAAAAGAUAGACACAGCUGUGGAGACCCUUAAUGAUACUCUGAAGGAGUUUGAGAGUAAAUUUCUACAGGAUAAGGCCUUCAUCGCUGGAGAAGAGAUUUCCAUAGCUGAUCUGGUGGCUUAUUCUGAACUUAUGCAGGCCUUUUUUGUUGAUAUUAACAUCUUUGAGGGAAGGCCAAAGCUGGCUGCCUGGCGACAGCGUGUGGAGUCAAAGAUCGAUCAGGACAUCUUAGAUGAGGCUCACAAGUCGAUCAGAAAUGCCAAUCAGAGGAUUAUAGAACCAGCAGUGGCAGAAGCUUACAAAACUAGACUUCUGAAGUUUAUCCGGUAAAACCUGAAGCCAAGAAAAUAGAACAUCAUAGCCUAUCAGCUUGUGAUGUAGACUACACCCUACAGAGCAGGCCACUUCAGUGGGUAGGCAGUGCCUUUUCAGACCUUUAUUAGCAAAAAUGCUGUCUACAGUCCACACUCACCACAUGGGAAGGGUAUUCCAUAUGCCAUAUGCCACUAAGAGCAGACACAUGAGAAUAGUAAUGCAUAAGUCAGCAUAUGCUACUGAUGUAACUAUUUUGAAUAAAAUGUAUCCAGGUUUAAGGAUUUUAUGUUGUAAAAAGACUGAAAAAAUAAAAAUGUUCCAGCUUGUAGUUCA
Protopterus annectens (West African lungfish) is the source of this 1157-nucleotide messenger RNA. Its product is annotated as glutathione S-transferase theta-3-like. NCBI's taxonomy places the organism in Eukaryota, Metazoa, Chordata, Ceratodontiformes, Protopteridae. Gene Ontology annotation, molecular function: glutathione transferase activity. The record is from RefSeq and is a predicted model, not a curated record. Gene Ontology annotation, biological process: glutathione metabolic process. The transcript is spliced from 5 exons. Gene Ontology annotation, cellular component: cytoplasm. The coding region runs from base 120 to 839 and encodes 239 amino acids.